Pseudonaja textilis is the source of this 2973-nucleotide messenger RNA. The record is from RefSeq and is a predicted model, not a curated record. NCBI's taxonomy places the organism in Eukaryota, Metazoa, Chordata, Lepidosauria, Squamata, Elapidae.
CAAGCGGGCAAGCAGCGGGUCUCCAGCGCUCCGGUUGCCCUCGGGGCUCCCUCGCCGCCGCCAUGCGCUCUUUGCAAACCUACCUGCUCCUGCUGGCGGCGCUGCCGGCUUGCCUGCCGGCCAGGCGCCCCCGCACAGUCCACUACACCAACCAUUGGGCCGUACGAGUGCUGGGUGGCCCCGGCGAAGCGGACCGGUUGGCUUCGGCUUACGGCUACCUGAACCUCGGGCAGAUUGGGAGCUUAGAAGACUAUUAUCAUUUCCAUCACAGCAAGACCAUUAAAAGAUCAACGUUCAGCAGCAGAGGCCCACACAACUUCCUCAGAAUGGAUCCAAAGGUAACGUGGAUACAGCAGCAAGAAGUUAAAACAAGAGUGAAAAGACGAGUCCAACGGAACCACCGUUUUGUUUCAUUCAACGACCCAUCUUGGCCUGAAAUGUGGUACAUGCAUUGUGAAGACAACAACAGCGAAUGCAGGUCCGAAAUGAAUGUUCUGGGAGCUUGGCAAAGAGGAUACACUGGCAAAGGUGUCGUAGUGACUAUCCUGGAUGAUGGCAUAGAGAGGAAUCACCCCGAUCUUAUACAGAACUAUGAUCCCCAUGCAAGCUAUGAUGUCAAUGGAAAUGAUGAAGACCCAACUCCGCGCUAUGAUCCAAGCAAUGAAAAUAAGCAUGGCACCCGCUGUGCUGGCGAGGUGGCAGCAUCGGCAAACAACUCCAACUGCAUUGUGGGUAUCGCAUAUAAUGCGAGAAUUGGAGGCAUCCGAAUGCUAGAUGGGGACGUGACAGAUGUGGUGGAAGCCAAAGCAAUUGGUGCCAAACCAGAAUAUAUCCAUGUCUACAGUGCUAGUUGGGGUCCAGAUGAUGAUGGCCGCACGGUGGAUGGACCUGGUCCUUUGGCCAAGCAAGCAUUUGAACAUGGCAUUAAAAAGGGUCGUAGAGGACGAGGUUCUAUUUUUGUCUGGGCUUCUGGAAAUGGUGGCCGAGAAGGGGACCAUUGUUCCUGCGAUGGGUACACCAACAGCGUCUACACCAUCUCUGUUAGCAGCACCACUGAGAAUGGGAACAAGCCGUGGUAUUUGGAGGAGUGCGCUUCCACCCUUGCCACAACUUAUAGCAGCGGGGCCUUCUACGAGCGGCAGAUUAUGACCACCGAUCUGAAGAAACAUUGCACAGAUGGCCACACGGGGACUUCCGUUUCUGCCCCCAUGGUAGCUGGGAUCAUUGCUCUAGCUUUGGAAGCCAAGUUCAUCCCUGCCAAUAAAACAAUCCGCACUAUGACUCUAUCCAGUGCUUGUGCUGACAACUCAGAGCAUCAUGUGGUCUAUUUGGAGCACGUUGUCGUACGGAUUUCCAUUGUGCAUCCUCGGCGGGGAGAUCUACAAAUAUACCUAACGUCUCCUUUGGGAACCAGGUCCCAGUUGCUGGCGAGGAGACAGCAUGAUGACUCUAAUGAAGGCUUCAAACACUGGGAAUUCAUGACUGUCCAUUGCUGGGGUGAAAGGGCAGCUGGAGAAUGGACACUGGAAAUCCAGGAUAAACCCUAUCAUGUUCGCAACCCAGAUGUACAAGGGAAGUUAAAAGAAUGGAGCCUCAUUUUAUAUGGAACUGCUGAGCACCCUUCCUCUAAUAUCAGCACUCAGUACUUUAGGUCAACAAUUUCUUUGGAAAUGGAGCCUUCAAAAGUUGCUUUCUUCCAAAAUCAGAUGGAGAUCCCUGAGGAGGAAGAUGAAUAUACAGGUCUGUGUCAUAGGGAAUGUGGCGACCAAGGAUGCGAUGGUCCCAAUGCCGAUCAGUGCCUGAACUGUUUCCACUACAGCCUUGGAAGUAUUAAAACUGGCAGGAAGUGCGUGAACUCCUGCCCUCCUGGCUACUUUGAGGACAGCCUGCAACGUAAGUGCCGCAGGUGUCACAGGGGCUGCGAAGCAUGUUUGGACCGAAGCCAGAACUCAUGCACAGCCUGCAAGCGCGGUUAUUAUCACCACCAAGAGACAAACACUUGUGUGAUGCUGUGUCCAGCUGGGUUUUACUCUGAGGAUGGUCAAAGGCGUUGCCAGAAGUGUCAUCAAAACUGUAAGAAAUGCUUUGGAGAGAUGGACAAAUGUUCUGUCUGCAAAGAUGGAUUCAGCCUCAUAGACAACAACUGCAUUUCAGGAUGUCAACAGGGCCUGUAUUUGAAGAAGGAACUUCUGCAAUGCGAGGGCUGCCAGUCGGACUGCAGGACGUGUACAGGACCGAGCCAAGAAGAAUGUCUCCAGUGUACCAAGAAGGUCCAUGAGUGGAGGUGCGUCCCGACAUGCGGAGAAGGCUAUUAUUAUGACGAGAGGCUUGGAGUACCGUUCAGAGUUUGCCGAAGGUGUGAAGAUAACUGCUUAAAUUGUGAUGGCUCUGGGAGAAACUGUUCCAGAUGUAAAGAAGGAUUUUAUCUGCUGAGUGGCUCAUGCAUCGCUAGCGACAGAUGUCACAAUGGUGACGAGAUGUUCUGCGAGAUGGUGAAAUCCAACAAGUUAUGUGAACGCAAACCGUUUAUACAGUUUUGCUGUCGGACAUGCUUAUUGGCUGGCUAAGCUGGCAUUUAUUAUCUGCCAUCUGGAACUCCUAAUGUGCCAGCUCCUUCCAGCAAAAAGUAUCCUCUCACCUUUUUCCUUUUUUCCUUUUCCAUUCCCACUCCCACCCUGGUGUAAGCCUUCAUCUAGUCCAACCUCGCCUCGCAACUCAGCUUCUUUCACUAUCACCUACAAGUUUGGUUCCUACCGUGUAGCCACUAUGGGUCCUAGAUAGUGUGAUGGCUUUGCUUGCUGCGUCUUGACCAAAAACAAAUAAAUUAAGAGGCCAACAGGUGAUGUAAAUCCUUCUCAGACAUGUCUGGCGAGUGGAGAUGCACACAACCUCAGCUUCACUCAUGCUAGCCAACUUGUCACAUUUUGUAAAAGAAGAAUGCAGAUGUACCUCCUUUCUGCAUUUCCCCCCCCC